Messenger RNA from Centruroides sculpturatus (bark scorpion), 1370 nucleotides. Its product is annotated as zinc finger protein 91-like. NCBI's taxonomy places the organism in Eukaryota, Metazoa, Arthropoda, Arachnida, Scorpiones, Buthidae. Bases 189 to 1370 code for a protein of 393 amino acids. Gene Ontology annotation, biological process: regulation of transcription by RNA polymerase II. Gene Ontology annotation, molecular function: chromatin insulator sequence binding. The transcript is spliced from 2 exons. The record is from RefSeq and is a predicted model, not a curated record. Gene Ontology annotation, cellular component: chromosome.
GCGACACUGAGUACACAUUUGAAUUAUUGAUUGUUUGAAACGAAGUCGGAAUUUUUUACUUUGCUUUUAAAAUUCAUUCGGAAAAUUCUUUAUUUCUCGACAUUAAUAAGAUAAUUAAGAUUUAAGAAUGAUGAACCAAAAUAAUGAAAUACUAGACUGGAUAUAGAAGUGAACAUGCAAAAAAAUAAAUGGGAAAUUCUGAUUAUGAAGAAAGAAUAUUUAGAGAAUGUUCAGAAUCAACAAUGGAUUUUAGUAGCGGUACAAAGAAUGCAAUGGAUCGUCCUGAAUUUUACCCUUGCAAAUGGUGCAAGGGAAUGUUCACCGCACGUGCAUUGGAACUCCAUUCAGGAUCAUGCUAUAAGACACCAAGAAAUCAAAAUAAAUCUACCAACAUAAGAAAGGAAUCAUCCAAUAGGAAACAAUAUAAAUGUGAAUUUUGUUCUAAAACAUUCAGACGAGCAUUAAUAUUGAAGCGUCAUUUAUCAUCAAAAGCAUGUCAAAUAUCAGAGGAGAAGAUUCAUAAUAAUUCACUUAAUAAUAAUAAAUCAGAAUUGCAGAAAACAUCAGUAAUUAUAUCAAACAAUCAGAAUUAUUCUUCCAAGGAUUCUUCUGUUCCCAACAAUGGUGAUAAAAAUUCAAAAAGUAAAACAUUUCAACAUAUUCCAUGUAAAAAAUGUCAUUUGGUUUUUGCACACGAAAAGAAUUUAGAAGAUCAUUUAAAAUCUCAUAAACUUCACGAUAAAGGUGUUGAGUUGUAUGUUGAAGAAUAUGACUUGGAUGAUGACGAUGAUGAUGAUGAUAUCAUUCAAGAAGAAUCCAAUUCUUCAGAAAAAUUUGAUGAUUCUAAUAAAAAUUCCAGUCAUUUAGAAGAUAAUACUUUUCAGGAAUGUAAUAAUAAUAAUUCUGUUAAAACAAAUGAAAAUAAUAGCAGAACAUCAGUAAUUGUUAGAUCUGAGAAUCUAUUUUUGUGUCAUAAAUGUGGUCAAACAUUUUUGACUGAAGAUGAAUAUAAUCAUCAUUGUAUAAUGCAUGAAACAAAAUCACAUUGUUCAGUUUGUGGUGAAGAUGUACCACAGGAAACUUAUGGGGAACACAUUAUUCAGCAUGCUGUAGUUGAUGAUGGGCAGUUUCUAAGAUGUGCACAUUGUGAAAAAACAUUUUUAAAUGAAACAUUGCUUUUAGUUCAUUAUCGCAUUCAUAUUCAAGACACUCAGUUUUUUUGUACAGAAUGUAAUCAGGAAUUCCUUCAAGCAAUUGAUUUGAAAUAUCAUACACUUUCAGUUCAUGGGCAUUUGCAGUUACAACCAUAUCAUUGUUAUAUAUGCUUACGUAGAUUUUCUCAACCACAUGCUAUUAUAAAUCAUNGUUAA